CACACUCCACAAGAGCCUUCCCCCCAGGUUCAGGUUCAGGUGCAAGUGCAGGUAUUUUCGUUCUUUGGUACUGGCUCGCGUGGUGCUGUGGUCGGCAUCCCACUUGCUCACUUGCUGCACUUGUCUCGCUUUUCAAGAGUCCCUCCCUGCUGCCAUGCCCUCACUUCUCCCCCCCCCGCUUCCCCCUCCCCCCCCCCCCACUGACUGGCAGGCGCAUCGCCACUCCCAAGACCCAAGGCAGCUCCACCGCCUGCAGCAGCAGCUCUUGCAACGGCUGUGCGGCAGGGGAGUCGCAGCAGGUCGUCGUCAGCUCCAAUCUCCAUCCAUACAGAGCUAAGUACCCCCCCCUCCAUCCCCCCCUCCCUCUUCGCCCUGCAUCCACCCCACAUUCCGCUCCGACUCACUCCCCCACGCCUCGCCUCCACCGCCCCCAUCCCCGCCCUCAUCCCCAGCGGCACUGUGGCACACCCAAGUUCCCCCUCCCCUAGUAGCAGGUUCAGCCUCCGGUGUAGAUGGUAUAGACGGUAUGGGGCCAUGGGCGUGCCACGUGCUGCAGGGGGAGAAGGUGCUACGCACUCAUCCAUGCAUCCACCCCCUUUCAUGCACGAGUGUUUUUUUCCACUCCGCCAUUCCCCAGCCGUAUUCUCUCCCUCACUCACUCCCUCCCUGAGUCGCUGUCUCCCCCUGGCUGGCUCCCAGCAGCCGAGGGGCGGAGGCUGCGUCUGUGAGGCGCGGAGGAGGAGGAGGGCAGCAGUACUUCACGUGGCACGCCCACGCCCAUGGCACACUGCCCUUGUACUCUCCAGCUAAGUAUUCCCUUCUCGUUACACCUUGCCUUUAUUUCUGCUAAUUGGUCUUGAUUCUGCGGUAUUCGUUUUUCAAAUUCCUUCUCCACUCAAAUCUUGCCACUGGUUGUUCCCGGCUCACAAGUCACAGACCCCUCUGUACUUCAGGUAACCCCUCAGGUUCAGCCCCCCUAAAGCCUUACAGCUCCCUCAGGUUAAAUACUACCGCAGGUUCACCCCCUCAGGUUCCCUUGGGGGUCUGUGGCUUGUGGGUUUGCCUCCACCAGUGGCGCCUCCCCUCUCUGGCCUUUAUUGCUCUCGGUUGUAUUUCACCCUUGAUGCCCUCGCUGCCCACUGACCAGCUCUGCUUGCGUCCAUGGCAGGUGGGUGGGAGGGGCGUGGGGUCAACACCGACGCUCCCCCACGCCCCUCCCCUGUGGUCGUGCAGGCAUGCACCACACGGGGAGGUAUGGAGCAAGGAGCUUCACUGGGGUGGGCGUGGCGCCUCCAGGAAGGGCUGGAGGCAGGCAGACCGCCAUGGGUGCAGCUCACCAGCUAAGUACCCUCUCCUCCCUGGACCUUGUCUUAUGUGCCGGUUGCUCGUAGCGUGUCUUUUAAUGCCUCCUCUCUUCAAAUCUCGCCACUGGUGGAGCCGGGCUCACAAGUCACAGACCCCCUUUACUCCAGGUAACCCCUCAGGUUCAGCCCCCCUACCUCCAGCCCCCUCAGGUUCAGCCUCUCAGGUCACUUUGGGGGUGUGUGGCUUGUGGCUAUGCGUCCACCAGUGGCGCCUCUCCUCAGUCUUGUCUUCUUGUCUCUUCGAUACUUCACCCUUGAUCCCCUCAUUGCCCACUGACCAGCUCUGCUUGAAGGCGUGGAGGCAGGCAGUCCGCCAUGAGUGCCUUAGAUGUCCAGCUAUGUACUUUCUCCUCCCUAGACCUUGUCUUUCUCCUCGCUAGACCUUGUCUUUCUCCUUCCUAGACCUUGUCUUUCUCCUCCCUAGACCUCGUCUUUCGUGCUGCUUGCUCGCACUGCUGCUCGUUUGUGUGUCGUUUAAUGCUUUCUCCCUUCAAAUCUCGCCACUGGUUGGGCCCGGCUCACAAGCCACAGACCCCCUUACUCCAGGUAAACCCCUCAGGUUCAGCCCCCCUAAGCCUACAGCCCCCUCAAGUUCCCUUGGGGGUCUGUGGCUUGUGGCUGUGGCUCCUCCAGUGGCGCCUCCCCUCUCUCGCCUUGCAGUUUUCUUCUUGCAGUCUCGGUUGUACAUCCACCCUUGACCCCCCUCGCUGCCCACUGACCAGCGCUGCUUGUGUGCGUUGCAGGUGGAGGGGAGGGGCGAGGGGGUCAACACCAAUGCUCCCCCACGCCCCUCCCCUGUGGCCGUGCAGGCAUGCACACGGGGAGGCAUGGAGCAACGGCUCGAAGGGAGACCAUUGGGGUGGGCGUGGCGUCUCAACCAAGGCGUGGAGGCAGUCCGCCAUGAGGGCUUCAGCUUUCCAGCUCGCCCCCGCGCUUGGACAGCUUAUUGUGCUGCUUGCUCAUGCUUCUGCUUGAUUUGUUCGCAUGUGCUUUAAUGCUUUCUCCCUUCAAAUCUCGCCACUGGUGGUGGGGCCCGGCUCACAAGCCACAGACCCCCUUACUCCAGGUAAACCCCUCAGGUUCAGCCCCCCUAAGCCUACAACCCCCUCAGGUUCGCUUGGGGGUCUGUGGCUUGUGGCUGUGCGCCCUCCAGUGGCGCCUCCCCUCUUGCCUUGCAGUCUUGUUUUUCCAGUCUCACUUGUACGUCCACCUUUGAUCCCCUCGCUGCCCACUGAUUAGCUGUGCUCGUGCCCAUUGCAGGUGGAGGGGAGGGGCGUGGGGUCACCACCGACGCUCCCCCACGCCCCUCCCCUGUGGCCGUGCAGGCAUGCACACGGGGAGGGGAGGCAGCCGUGUGGAUGGGAGGAGGGCAGCACUGCAGCAGAUGGGAUCGGUGCUGCGAGGGAGAGUAUGGGCACGGGGCUUGGCCUCUCAAGGUGCAUUACUUGCCUUUCUUGUUUCUCUCACCUUCAGUCCGUCUCCCUUCAGUCGUCUCUGAUUCUCUCGCCAGUCCCACACCUUUCGACUCACCAAUGCCCCCUGCCCCUCCUCUCCUGUCUCCCCCACCCCCACCCUGCCCCCCACCAGGCCACGUAGCAUCCAGUGAAGACUGCAGCAGAGCAGCUGAGCAGCAGACUGCCAGCCGCAGUUGCAGCAGCAGAAGCGGCGACCACAGCAGCAGCAGUGGCAGCAGUGGGGCUGGGGGGCUAGAGGGCAGGCUAGGCUAGGUCUAGGUGUGAGCGAGGUAUGGUAAAGGUGAGGUAUGGUAAAGGUGAGGUAUGGUACCAGGUGAGGUGAUCUGACUGACCCCCUCCUCUCUCUUUCACCCCCCCCCACCCCGCUGCAGCCUGAGGAUGGGAGCACUGGAGCACUGGAGCACUGGAGCACUGGAGCAAGGGCUGGAGGGUGGAGCCCACCCUCUCACUCACCUCCCCCCCUCUCUCUCUUCCCUUCCCUCCCAGCAGCACCACGCCUUGAGCACAGUGGAUUACCCCCCUCGUCUAAUCCCCCCCCCCCACUUCCCAGCAGCAUCUGGCAUCAUGGUGCUCUGCAUGGCUGGGGUAGGUAGAGGUAAGCACGCAUGGGGGUG
Closterium sp. NIES-67 is the source of this 3453-nucleotide messenger RNA. NCBI's taxonomy places the organism in Eukaryota, Viridiplantae, Streptophyta, Zygnematophyceae, Desmidiales, Closteriaceae. The record is from the annotation of a GenBank genome assembly.